UGCAGCUGUUACUCUCUGUAGGAACACAUGACCGCUGCAGCUCUUUGACUGCAACUCCUGUCACUGUCUUCAUCAUUGUGACCCGCGAGCUCACUCCUGACGCCUAGAGAGAGGCAGACAUGGGACGACGACGGAACUGAAACCCUCAGCGCUCCGUUCACCAACUGCAUGCUGGGAACAUCCCGGUGCAGGUUGCUGUCGGCUGCGUCACCGAUGCCUCGAUGCCGAGCGUUCCUCAGCCAGUACCUGCGAUGGUCCAGCGCGGUGACCCGGGCGGUGACCCUGUGCGUGGUGACGUUCUGCGUGGUGCUGCCCCUGAGCUGCCACCGCAUGCUCUACUCCUCCUUCUUCCUCCGCUCCGUCUACCUCGACUCCAUGAGUGACCAGGCGCUGCAGGAGAGCCUGGAGCGCGGCCGCGGCGCGCUGCUCUUCUGGCAGGGCGCCUCCGCAGCUCCUCCUCCCUCCACGGCUUCCGGAUACGGUGGCCCCGAGCUGCUGGUUACCGUGGUGACGGCCAGGCGGAGUGAGGGGCGGGACUUCCACUACCUGCUCCAGGUGACGCGGCAGCUGAGCGUCCUGCUGGGGGGCUGCGGGGCGCGGCCGUGCGCCGAGGUCUUGGUCUGCGACGUGGAAAGCGGGCACCUGGAGAACCAGGACGCCAAGCUGCUGGAGGCCCACUUCAGGGUGAUCCGGCGAUCCCCGGCGGAGCAGCAGAGGGACCGCCGCGAGCGAGCCAACACCUUCGAGAGGGAGAAGAGGGAUUACGUCUUCUGUCUCCGAAAGGGCUGGGAGCUGGUUCAGCCCCGACACGUGAUCGUCCUGGAGGACGACGCGCUGCCGAAGCCGGACUUCUUCUCCGUGGUGAAGGAGCUGCUGUCUCGCCGCUUCGCCCGCCACACGCUCUACGUCAAGCUGUAUCACCCGGAGCGGCUGCAGCGCUACUGGAACCCCGAGCCGUACCGCAUCCUGGAGUGGGUGGGCCUGGGGCUGGUCGGGGCCACGGCCCUCCUGCUCGCCGCGGCGCUCUGGAACCACUGCUCCUGCUCCUUCUCGCCGUCGGCCGGCCGCCUCCUCUUCUUCACGCUCUACGUCAUGGCGGCCGCCGAGCUGCUGGGGCGCCACUACCUCCUGGAGGCGCGCCGGCUCUCCCCGCAGCUCUACGCCGUCUCCCCGGCGACGGAGUGCUGCACGCCGGCCAUGCUGUUCCCCGGCAACGCCUCGCUGCGGGUGGCCGAGUACCUGGACGGCUCGUUCUGCGCCAAGGGCAACGCCAAGGACAUGGUUCUGUACCGCAUGGCGAGGACGAUCGCCGGCGAGAGGGCGCACAGCGUGGAACCCAACCUCAUCACGCACAUCGGGGCCUUUUCCUCGGUCAGGGCCAAUCCAGCCAGGCCCAAACUCCUCUGAGAGGGGGGGCAGAGCAACAAGGCUGCAU
This is a messenger RNA of Perca flavescens (yellow perch), 1435 nucleotides long. It is a transcript of the gene pgap4, whose product is annotated as post-GPI attachment to proteins GalNAc transferase 4. Bases 169 to 1407 code for a protein of 412 amino acids. The transcript has 3 exons. The record is from RefSeq and is a predicted model, not a curated record. Gene Ontology annotation, molecular function: glycosyltransferase activity. Lineage: Eukaryota; Metazoa; Chordata; Actinopteri; Perciformes; Percidae. Gene Ontology annotation, biological process: GPI anchor biosynthetic process. Gene Ontology annotation, cellular component: Golgi membrane.